CAUUAAUUAUGUCAUUAUCAGGUCCUGGUGAUGACAUACAUGUAGAAACAUUGAAUGCCGACACGAUGGCAUACAUUUUCGAUACUUGGAGUAUAUAUUAUACUAUCUUAUCUGAUAUUAAUCAGUGGACCUUUCAGUUUAUGCUUUCUUAUGUUUGUAUUUCGUAUUUCUAUUUUCUAUCUAUUUCUGCAUUGCUCCCCUAUCUAUUCGAAAGUGUAAGUUAUUUCCAUUCCUCAGAAGUCGAAGCCUCACGCAAUCAACUACCGAGUUUCAGUUGCUGUAUAGGUUAUAGGCUGUUGUAAGUCUUAAAGUUUUUUACUCAACUUAUAUUCAAGUAAUUACAUUUUUUCAGAUAAUGUCUUCUUGCGAUAACUUGAAUGUUACUUUGGACGAAACAUCAGAUGCAGUGGAACUUAGUCUCUCUAUAUCACGCUACAUCUUGACCAUCAUUGGAGUCGUUGCCAACUUGAUGGUGAUCAUUGUGUUCAUCAACUGCAAGAUUUACCGAAAAUGCUUCACAUAUCUUCUGCUAUUCCAACAGGCAUUUAUUGAUUUGUUUGGAUGCUGCUUUUAUCUCGUUUUAUUCAACUAUCGUGUACCAGAUGGUGAAUAUGGCAUGGUUUAUUGCAAAUCCAGAACUUUGUUCUGGAUGUUUGCAUCGGCUUCAACCUUCAAUCUUGUCUUUAUAUCUAUAGAGAGGUACAUCGCAGUUCUGCAUCCAUUGAAAUACUGGAUGAGAGGCAAAGUUAGAACCAAAAUGGUGCCGAAGCUGUGUGUCCCAUGGUUAGUCGCCAUACUUGUUGUAUUUCAGUUGGCCAUUCUUAGCGUGCCCGAUAAUUUUAGCCCAGGAAAUUGCAGGUAUUGUUACAGCAGCGGAACUGUGCGGAUAAUCUCCGGCGGCUCAAUAUUUCUGUUGAGUUGGAUAAUUCCUAUUUUUGUUAUGACAUUUUGCUAUCGUCGUGUUUACAUCACGAUGCAAAAUCCGACGAUAAAUUUCCAUAAAGCCUCAAGUUCCGUACAAAUCGACCGCACCGACGAAACCACUGACGACACUGAAACAAAAGAUAAUGUCUUCAAGGAUUCGCAGAAACAUUACUAUAGUAAGACUCAGAAAAAUGUUAUCGUAACUAUGGUCAUUACUACCAUUGUGUUUGUUGUCAGCAUCUCACCACUGUUAAUUGUGUAUCUCGUGUACGUUCUGUGCGACUGUUUUGAUUAUGACAGACAUCCUUUAAGACAAGCAGCGAUCAUAUCGUUCGUAUUAAGUCUGGCUGCCAACCCGUUUGUAUAUGCGUUUAAGUUCAAUGAGUUCAAAAUAGGCUUUGAAAAGACAUUCAUUCGCCGACGACAUUAUUUUGGGUUUUUUUUUUGUAGCAUAAAAAUGGUGGAUUCAUCAGAUUCCAUCGGUCUGAUAGUGGCUCGUUGUUUGGUCUGCAGUAUUGGCAUAUUAGCUAAUUUCGUCACCAUAACUGUGUUUGUUUACAAUAAAAUAUAUAGAAAAUCGCUCUCCCAUACUUUGAUUUUACACCAAUCAGUCGUCGAUUUUUGCGGUUGCUGUCUGUACCUUGGAUUCUACAACAACGACGCUCCUUCAGGAGAGGCCGGUACUGUCUUCUGUAAGCUUCGAGUCCUAUUUUGGUACAUGUCAGCUACUUCUAUAUAUAACUUAGUAAUGCUUACUAUCGAGCGAUACAUUGCAGUUGUUCAUCCGGUAAUGUAUCGGAGAAGACAGUUUGGCGUGAAAAAAACAGUGCCACUAAUAUUGACUCACGUGGCGGGUAUUCUGUCUUCCCUACAGUUGGGUAUUCUUGCUGAGGCUGACCAGGGAACAGUUAAUUUAACUGUUCCCUGGGCUGACGUAGAUUUGGAAAAAUCUGGUGAAUGCAGGUAUGAUUACCGCGAGAAAACAAGCAUCAGAGUGCUGUCUGGGAUCUUGCUUUUUAGCAUGUACUGGCUAAUACCAGUGGUUAUAAUGGGAUAUUGCUACGUCAAAAUAGUUAUGGGCAUGCGUAGAAGAGUACUACGAGCAGACGAUGGUGGGGCGUUACACCAAUCGCAGAAAAACUUGCUGACCACCCUUGUGAUGAUCUGCCUUGCUUUCUUAAUCACUGUUACGCCUGAUUUUGUGUUGUAUUUAGUCUAUUGUAUUUGCAAUUGCUUUCAAUUUAGUGAAGUUGCUUAUCAUGAAGUUACAGUUCUGCUAAACACAUCAAACUUAUGCAUCAAUCCAUUCAUUUACAGCUUCAAGUUUAAAGAUUUCCAAACAGGAUUCCUCAAGAUAAAGCGACAUAUUUUAGAAGGUAUCCGCGGAAAUGAAAGAUUAGAAUUUGAAAUGAAUUCGCUAGAGAUAACCAACACAAAAUAAACAGUCAAUAUCAUAUUAAGAAUAACAUGA
Messenger RNA from Anneissia japonica, 2395 nucleotides. RefSeq lists its product as uncharacterized. The transcript has 2 exons. The record is from RefSeq and is a predicted model, not a curated record. Lineage: Eukaryota; Metazoa; Echinodermata; Crinoidea; Comatulida; Comatulidae. The coding region runs from base 356 to 2365 and encodes 669 amino acids. Gene Ontology annotation, biological process: G protein-coupled receptor signaling pathway. Gene Ontology annotation, molecular function: G protein-coupled receptor activity. Gene Ontology annotation, cellular component: membrane.